UAUCCUAAUAAAUAAGUCUGACAGAGUUUAAUCUUCUCACUUUACUCUUCUGUCCUCAGCGAUGGCGUCUUCUCAUCUGAAAGAGAAUCUGGAAUGUUCCGUCUGUCUGAACAUUUAUACGGAUCCUGUAACCCUAAAAUGUGGACACAACUACUGCCGGGAGUGUAUUGGUCGUGUGUUGGAUACACAGGAGGAGGAUGGAGGAUAUUCCUGUCCUGAAUGUAGAGAAAAAUUCAAGAAACGUCCCGUCCUUCAGAAGAACAUUACUCUGUGUAAGAUAUCGGAGGCCCUCCAGACUGAUCAGGGUGAUCGGGACAAAACCGGGGUCUUCUGUACUUACUGUAUUCACAUUCCUGUACCUGCUGUCAUAUCCUGUCUGCAUUGUGAAGCUUCUCUGUGUGACGAUCACCUGAGACUCCACAGCAAGGCACCAGAACACGUCUUAUGUGACCCCACCACUUCCCCGGAGAACAGGAGAUGCUCCGUCCAUAAGGAACUACUGAAGUAUUACUGCACUGAGGACUCCUCCUGUAUCUGUAUGUCCUGCAGGAUGGAUGGAGAACAUCGGGGACACCAGGUGGAGACUCUGGAUGAGGCCUCUGAGAAGAAAAAGAAGAAACUGAGGAAUGUUCUGCAGAAACUCAUGACAGAGAGAGAGGAGACGGAGAAAAAGGUCCAGAGUCUGGAGGAACACAGGAGGAAAGAACAAGGAAAAGCAGAUGAGGAAACAGAGCUCACUGCCCUGUUUAGAGACGUCAUAUUGAAAACUAUCCAGGAGCUGGAAAUAAAGAAGGACGAGCUGUACAGUAAGAUAUAUUACAUUGAGGAGCUGUGUAACAUGACGGAUCCACUGACUGUCCUCCAGGAAUCAGGCACAGGUGACUUGUGUGAUACUGAGGAUGGAGAUGAUGAGGACAGAGAGAGACAUGAUGAACUCCUCCAUGAUGGAGGGGAUCUGGAUGUGGCGGGGACGUCACACACAUUACACACAGGUUUAUCUGAUAUCAUGUCUGGGGGAAAUGUAGAGAAAUGUACAGGCACACAUGUCUAUCCACACUCUACUACAGGGGGUGAAGGUCACACCAAUGCUGAACCAUCCAGGCCACACCCCCAACCCUCCCCCACCAUACAACACUCACACUGCCAAACAUCGGGGGUUACAGACAUAUUACUGGAUGUGAGGACAGCUGGUAAUAAUGUACAUAUAUUAGAUGACAGGAAAACUGUAUACUGGAUAUUUGGUAGCCAGAAUCUCUCAGAAACACCAGAGAGAUUUCAAUAUAAUCAGGUGAUGAGCAGUCAGAGUUUCUCCUCAGGGAGACAUUACUGGGAAGUAGAUGUUGAAGAGGCAGAAGAAUAUAUAGUCGGGAUGUGUUACCCCAGUAUAGCCUGGAGAGGGGGUCAGUCAAAGAUGGGAUAUAAUAGGAAGUCAUGGGGGUUGGGGGUUGGAAUUUGGCUGUCUCAGUACUAUGCAAUACAUGACAGUAAUCAGAUCCCAUUACCUGGUGGUGUCUCCAGUAACAGAGUCGGGAUAGAUCUGGAUUAUGAUGCCGGGCGGAUCUCCUUUUAUGAUCUGUGUGACCCGAUCCGACAUCUACACACCUUCACCACCACCUUCACUGAGCCCCUCCAUGCUGGGGUAUGGCUAUAUGGAGGUUGUCUAAAGAUAUGUGAGGAGAAUCAGAUGUGAGAAAUCUGCCCAGAGACUGGUGACAUCACAGGGUGGAGAAUCUGAUUGGUGCAAUACUCAUGACUGAUUUAUUUAUAAAGCUGCAGGUUCCGGGGCCGUCAUCUUCAUCCUAAACCUCACUUCACUACCUAGUGUGUCACUGAACAGGAACAAGCAUACAGUAGGGCAGAGUGUUCAGACUUCACUGGCUGCAUGCUUGUUCUGGGUCAGUCACACACUAGGUAGUGUAUUAGGAUUGGGAUGAUGGCCCUGAAGUCUUCACCUUUAUAGUGUAUCUAUAGAUAGAAUUUGUUUUAUUUUUAGCUUUAGAUGGAAUGGGACCCCUGUCAGGAUUUUACUGAUUUAUGGGACUCCAUUACAGAGAUGUGGAAUUGAGGGGAACUCACCAACAACAACACAGAGAGAAAUACAAAAUCAUUUUCUUUAGUAGAGUAGGGAAGACUAGAACCCCUGUGUCCCUCUUGUAGAUUUUCCUUCAUUUCCUGCCUGAUUAAAUGUUGUCAUCCAGACAGGAAGUGAGGGGAAAUCUCUAUAAUGGAGCCCUGGAUAUCAGUAUAAACCUGACAGGGGUUCUAAUCCUCCCCCACUCCAUCCAGAACUAGAACAAUAGGAUUUGUCUAGAUACACACUUUAAAGAGUAACUCCACUCUUGUUGGGAAUAUACCCCUCCCCCUCUGGGUGAUCUCUGUACAUUGCAGGGAACAA
Messenger RNA from Rana temporaria (common frog), 2395 nucleotides. RefSeq names its product E3 ubiquitin/ISG15 ligase TRIM25-like. Lineage: Eukaryota; Metazoa; Chordata; Amphibia; Anura; Ranidae. The record is from RefSeq and is a predicted model, not a curated record. The coding region runs from base 62 to 1690 and encodes 542 amino acids. The transcript is spliced from 2 exons. Gene Ontology annotation, molecular function: zinc ion binding; protein binding.